GCGACGCUAGCUCAUGCUUCUGAAACAAAGCUAAGGACGCUUGCUUUGAUUAUUUUAAUUAUAAUAGCCCAUUUUGGGCAACUGCUCAAAUAUUAAAUUAAAACAGUCGUUAUACGGAAUAUCACCAAAGACAGCAUGGCUGCAGACUGGUUGGGUAGUCUGGUCUCGAUAAACUGCGGAGAAACUCUGGGGGUGUACCAAGGUGAGGUGUCGUCUGUGGACCAGUCCAGCCAGACCAUCUCCCUCAAACAGCCCUUCCACAAUGGAGUCAAGUGCCCUGUGCCCGAGGUCACUUUUAGUGCCAUGGACAUCAAGGAGCUGAAGGUCCUGGAUAUAGUGAGUGGUAGAGGUGUUGUGGUUCCGAAGAGCAGCGAUCCGGUCUCAGUCCCACACAGAGGACAGCAUAAGACCCAGGACAGGCUGUCUUCACCGCAACAGCUGUGUUCUAAAAGCUAUGGAGAUAAACACCUGGACGGGCCGGGCCAGCCCAGGGGUUUCCGACGGAGACACAACUCCUGUUAG
This is a messenger RNA of Salvelinus namaycush (lake trout), 522 nucleotides long. RefSeq names its product enhancer of mRNA-decapping protein 3-like. Lineage: Eukaryota; Metazoa; Chordata; Actinopteri; Salmoniformes; Salmonidae. Gene Ontology annotation, biological process: deadenylation-independent decapping of nuclear-transcribed mRNA; P-body assembly. The transcript has 3 exons. Gene Ontology annotation, molecular function: mRNA binding. Bases 136 to 522 code for a protein of 128 amino acids. The record is from RefSeq and is a predicted model, not a curated record. Gene Ontology annotation, cellular component: P-body.